Botrytis fragariae is the source of this 702-nucleotide messenger RNA. RefSeq lists its product as uncharacterized. NCBI's taxonomy places the organism in Eukaryota, Fungi, Ascomycota, Leotiomycetes, Helotiales, Sclerotiniaceae. Bases 1 to 702 code for a protein of 233 amino acids. The transcript is spliced from 3 exons. The record is from RefSeq and is a predicted model, not a curated record.
AUGUCUAUGUGGGAUUAUAUGCAUCUUCCUCCCUAUGAAGAUGGAGUUACAUCCUUUGGCCUCAGCGGCGAAGAAGUAGUAUUUCUAAGACAGAAGCAAAUCAUCUUGGGAAAUGAAUUUGAAGGACAGUGGAAAAUUGACCCGGCCUUUCUAAGCAUGAGCUAUUGUGAGAAACAAGAAGAAGUUCCAGAAAGCUCCAUACGAGCGAAGAAACAAUCAGUCCAAUAUUUCGUUACCAUCGUACCGGUUGAUGCGUCCACCCUUCCGCCCGUCAUACUUCCAGAGAGCACGUUAUGUAUGGCUGCUUUGCUGAAUAUUGGUUGGACGUAUGAGACAGCGGGGAUGAUCUUUGGUUCUUGGAAAGAUAACUCCAAACCUAGAAAAAUGAUGACAUGUGAUGAUCGUGAUCCCACUCUCAUCGACUAUGCAAUCUCCAUUGUUCAGAUGAGAAUGGACCAAUUGACUAUUGCGAAGCAAGCAAAAGUCAAUGCAAGAAAGGAAAUGACUAUUCUCGGACUAUCCACCAAAUUCCAGGACGAUAUGCUCGAUCAAGAUAGCGAUCUUCUCGGUGGUCAUGUCCAUACUGUGGAUCUUUAUUUUUGGAUAAUAGAUGCGCUGGGCAAGCGAUACAGAAACUUGGUAUUAAGAUUGAGAUAUCUGAAGAACUAUGCGGCAACGGGCAUGAAGGCGAUGAAUUGGUGA